Penicillium chermesinum is the source of this 414-nucleotide messenger RNA. RefSeq lists its product as uncharacterized. Lineage: Eukaryota; Fungi; Ascomycota; Eurotiomycetes; Eurotiales; Aspergillaceae. The record is from RefSeq and is a predicted model, not a curated record. The coding region runs from base 1 to 414 and encodes 137 amino acids. The transcript is spliced from 2 exons.
AUGCCCGUAACCGAAAUUGUCACCGACGCUAUAUCGAGGUUAAAGGACCCUAGCGCCUCAUCGAAGUUGCAUGAUCUAGCUGAAUGGCUCAAAGAUGCCGAAAUGAAGCAACAAGGGAACCUUCUGCAAUGCGUGGAUAAGGAUACCUUCAAAAAGACGCUGCCUUUAUUGAUGGCCUUGGGAUGUCAUAAAAUAACAGGCUUCGGUUAUGCGAUUUAUCGUACCUCUGGAAACUCCGAAGUUUCGAAAUUGCCCAACCUCAAAACCCUUUUCUUCCCUCUCAAUGUACCGGCUGGCGAGGUCGAAGUGGCAGGCGAGGCCCUCAAACGCGGCACAUGCACUCAGUUCGAUGAGACCGUAACAUUCAAUGCACAACUUGACUAUCUCGUCAUUUAUAUACCCGAGGAAAAGUGA